AUGUCAAUAUACUAUACCCGGUAUUCAGAAUCUGUUUUACUUUUUAAAAGCUUUUCUUCAAAUCUGAUCUUGAAAAUUGAUGCAUUUGGGCUGUCGCUAGUGCAAAAUGAUGCAUUUGAUCAUUAUAAUUAUUACUUCAACACUUUCCGGAAAAAUAUAGGCCAUUGUCUUGGGAUAGUAGGUGUGAUCAAUCUAGCCACAUCCAGAUACGUAAUCGUGGCACUGGGAGCUUCAGUUCAGACCAAGGUAUUGGCAAAUAACGUCUAUAAGCUCUCUGGUUGUGAAUUUAUUCCAAUAAAGCUUGAAAGCGUGCCUUUCACCAAAAGUUCGUCCAGCAAUGAUGAUAGAUAUUAUGUCAACUUGUUAAAAUACCACUUGACUAAUAGCAACUUACUUUAUUGCCAGUCGCUCGAUUUGUCUCAUAAUUUCCAAUCGCUUUUCAGCAAAGAAAAUGAGGUGACGAGAACUACAAUAAGUAAUUUAUCCACAUUUAAUCCUACACCAAUGAAUAAGGACCUUAUUAAUUCUUUCGAUUCUGAUUACUUCUGGAAUGAAUACUUGUUAUCUGAGCUUAUUGGUUUGUCAAAUGAAAGAAACAGUGGCCCUGUUUGUGAAUUUUUGAUACCUUUAAUUUACGGAUUUGUCGAAUUUACACAAGUUCCAAGCCUGAAUGUACAUGAAUCCCGACAAAUUUGGUUUGGUGUCAUAUCAAGAAGAAACAAAUAUAGAGCUGGAACUAGAUAUUUUAAGAGGGGUGUGGACUCUCAGGGAAAUGUCGCUAAUUUUAAUGAAACUGAACAAAUUGUUUUGGUAAAGGAAGAUAAUAAAGUGUCAGCAUUUAGUUUCUUACAAAUAAGAGGAUCUAUCCCUAUCCAUUGGGCAGAAAUUAACAACUUGAAAUAUAAACCAAUAUUAUCAUUAUCAAAAAAUUCCAAUCUCAACAGCUCGGUUCUACAUUUUACUUCUUUGAAAGAGAAAUUCAGUGAUUUGGAAAAAGUCUACAUUGUUAAUUUAAUCAAUAGCAAGGGCCAUGAAUUACCGAUCAAAAAUGCAUUUGAAUCAACAGUUUCAGAACUAAUAGCCUUGAGAAAUAACGAUCAGAAUUUACCAGCAAUAGAUUACAUUUAUUUUGAUUUUCAUGACCAGUGCAAGAAGUUUAAUUACCAGAACACUAAUUUGGUGACCGAAGAAUUGAAAAAUCACAGAUUUAGUUUCAAUGAUUAUUUCAGCGUUGAGUUUACUGGCCAGGAUUUUUUUAAACAGAACAUUGUUCCGCAUGGUAUCAUAGUUAACGUUAUGUCCACCCAAAAGAAUAUUGUUAGAACAAACUGUAUGGAUUGUUUAGAUAGAACUAAUGUAGUUCAAAGUGUUAUUGGGAAGUGGAUUUUGACUGAGCAGCUUAAUAAAUUGGAAUUCAACUACUAUCCAAAUAUCCAAUAUAAAAUGGAGUCUGCCCUACUGGAUGUGGAAAGCUCUAAUCACUCAAUGGUCCCAACAUUUACUUCAGCAUUCAACAAUAUCUGGACAAAUAAUGGGAACUAUAUUUCAAAAGCAUACUCAGGAACAGGAGCUCUCAAGAGUGAAUUCACCAGAACCGGGAAGAGAACGGUGGAUGGUGCUAUCAGAGAUUUGGUUAAUUCCAUCGUCAGGUAUUUUAAAAAUAAUUUCUAUGAUGGCUACAGGCAAGAUUCGUAUGAUGUAUUUUUAGGGAACUUUCAACCCUCAUUAUUCAAUGAAACCACAGAUUAUAAAAAAUAUGACACAAAUUCCACCACAGCCAAUAAUUUUUCUUCAAGAAUGUCCAUCGAUAAACAGAAUACUAAUGAGGAAAAUAUAUUGACCACAGCCAUUGACUCCUCGUCCAAGAGUGGCCAUAAGAAAACCAAUAGUGUGUUUAUGGGAAAUCCAAGCAGAUUUUCAAUGAGCCAAAACAGCAACUAUACUCCUUUUGGUUCGCUCACAAAUUUUCAAAGCGCUCACAGUCUCAUUUAUCCUUCAAACAUAAAUAUGAGCUCUUCACCAUUUUAUGAUUGCAGACCGUUCAAAUAUCAACUGAUGCCUUAUUUACUUGUUUCUACUACUGCACUUUUCUUUCUGGUGAUAUUCUUUCCUAAAGAUAAUUCAAUUACCACCAGUUCGAACUUGAUAUUACUAGGUGCGUGCUUCGUGAUAAUCAACUGGUCAGUAUUAUUUAUUCUUGGAAAUGGGUUACAGUUUGUUGUGUGGCCCAAAUUGUGCGAUAUUGGAUUUCUAAGAAAAAGAAAGGUUAUUGGUGAAGCUACAGAUAGUGAUGAUGAUGGGGUUGAAGGAUUUGAAUAUGUUAUUGCAGACGAAUUCACAUCAGGGAUGGCUAAACUUGAUUGA
Molecule: messenger RNA, 2364 nt
Organism: Saccharomycopsis crataegensis
Lineage: Eukaryota; Fungi; Ascomycota; Saccharomycetes; Ascoideales; Saccharomycopsidaceae
Exons: 1
Coding region: 1-2364 (787 amino acids)
Biological process (GO): phosphatidylinositol dephosphorylation
Cellular component (GO): endoplasmic reticulum
Molecular function (GO): phosphatidylinositol-4-phosphate phosphatase activity
Source: RefSeq, a predicted model, not a curated record